ACAGUUCGAACUGUAAAUGGAGGGAGGCUACUAUGUACCUGACAGGCCUAGCACUCUUGUCGACAGUAAAAUUACUUUAGUCCGUUUCAAGAUCUUUUCGCGAAUAUCGAGUGUGUUUGACAAAUGAGGAAUACAUUAUUAAAAAAAAAAAGUGUGCGUGAAUAAACGUAGAUGAGACUUCUAGAAAAAAAGCCGGUAAACAUGCGGUAAAGAAGAGAAUAAUAGUGUGAUUAUAAUUUUCAAGUGACAUUGUGAAAGCAUAAAAAUAAAAAUUGUAAUCAUGCCAGAGGAAAUUAAACCUGUUAAUAAUAAUGUCAGUAAUGGAAAUAUCAAGAGUGUGAUUAUUUCAAAUUCAACAGGUUUCAAGGAUCGAGACGUCGAGAGAGGGGAGGUCGAUUCAAGAGGGGGCAAUCCCCAUUCGACGUCGGCAUCGGCGGCGUCGGUCAGGGAGCAAACAUCAGCACCUGGAGGGCCGCGCGGCACACGUGGCAUUCAACUUAGUCGGAGCCAACAACGUUGGAGUGCAGUUUGUUGUAUUUUGCAACGAGUCGUGAUGGCCACGCUGCUCUUGGGGGCCGGAUUGGCUAUUCUCGCAGCACUAUGGAUUUAUAUGGGCCCAAUUUUUAUCAUACAACUUGUUCUCGUUGUUCUUGUUGCAUAUUUUGUAUCGGGAGGAAGACUCAGGUGGUUCUAUGUGGCCUUAAAAACUGCCCCUCGUGACAUUAAAGCUGUUAGCCGAUACGUCAAACUUCUUUGGCUAAUUCGUGGACACGACAAAAAAAAUAGAACAGUAGCUGAUGUUUUUCGCCAAAAUGUCGAGCGUCAUCCUAAUAAAGUGUGUUUGAUAUUCGAAGACCAAGAAUGGACUUUUCAACAAGUGGAGGAGUUUAGUAAUAAAGUAGCAUCGACAUUCAAAAAUCAUGGAUACCGGAAAGGCGACACAGUGGCGUUAUUUUUGGAAAAUCGGCCAGAAUAUGUGGGAAUUUGGCUUGGACUUAGCAAACUUGGAAUUAUUACACCGCUGAUAAAUACAAAUUUAAAAAAAGUUUCCCUAUUACACAGCAUUAACACCGCGAAAUGUCAAGCCUUAAUUUAUGGUUCGGACUUGGCAGAUGCUGUUACGGACAUUGCAUCUUCUUUGGACGCAAAACUUGCUCUCUACAGAUUCGACGAGAAACCAGGACUACAAUCAAAUGGUUUAAAGGAGAAAGAUCUCACUGCCUUUUUAGCAGAUGCUCCUACAGUCCCUCCAGUUAUUCAAGAAAAACCAUGCUAUCACGAUAAAAUUUUGUACAUUUAUACCAGUGGCACAACUGGACUUCCUAAAGCAGCUGUAAUUACAAAUUCAAGAUUUAUAUUUAUUGCGAGUGCUAUUCACUAUUUAGUGGCUUUUCGAAGUUCUGAUAGAUUUUAUACUCCAUUACCUCUAUAUCACACUGCGGGUGGUAUUAUGUCAAUAGGACAGUCUCUUCUGCAUGGAGGAACAACAAUAAUUAGAAAAAAAUUUUCAGCCAGUGCAUAUUUCAGUGAUUGCGUGAAAUAUAAAUGCACGGUUUCUCAAUAUAUCGGUGAAAUGUGUCGAUAUAUUUUAGCAGUUCCCCCAAAGCCCGAAGACACACAACACCAAAUUCGAACAAUUUUUGGAAAUGGUUUAAGACCCCAAAUAUGGCGAGAAUUUGUCGAUCGAUUUAAAAUUCCUCAAGUUGCCGAAUUUUACGGCGCUACUGAGGGAAACGCAAAUAUCGUUAACGUGGACAAUACUGUUGGUGCAAUUGGCUUCGUAUCGCGUAUAAUUCCGGCUGUGUAUCCAAUUUCGAUAAUUAAAGUUGACGCCGAUGGGGAGCCUGUCAGAAAUUCAAAAGGACUCUGUCAAGUUUGCAAGCCAAACGAACCCGGUGUGUUCAUUGGAAAAAUAACUAGUAAUCCAUCCAGAGCGUUUCUGGGAUAUGUAGAUCAAAAAGCAUCCGAGAGUAAAGUAGUUCACAAUGUAUUCACAAAAGGAGACUCUGCCUUUUUAUCCGGUGAUAUUAUCGAAGCAGAUGAAUUUGGCUAUUUAUUUUUCAAAGAUAGAACUGGAGAUACAUUUCGUUGGAAAGGGGAAAAUGUAUCGACGUCAGAAAUUGAGGCAAUUGUCAGCAAUCACAUUAAUUACAGAGAUUGUAUUGUAUAUGGUGUUGAGAUUCGAGGGGCAGAAGGCAGAGCUGGAAUGGCUGCAAUUUACGAUGAAAAUGGGAGUUUAGACAUAAAACGUUUGUCUUCUGACAUUAAAGAACAUUUACCGAGUUACGCAAGGCCGCAAUUUGUUAGAAUAUUAACGAAAAUUGAUUUAACAGGAACAUUUAAAUUAAAAAAGAAGGACCUCCAAGAAGACGGUUACGACAUCAAGAGGAUAAAAGACAAAAUUUAUUACUUAGAUCCAAAGGAAGGCUAUCAAUUAGUAACAUCAGAAAUUUUCGAUUUGAUUCAACAGGGCAAAAUUCGAUUUUGAUUUAGAAAGAGAAAAAAAAUUCCAAACUGAAUUAUGAAAAUAAUUUCAACAAAGAAUUGCUGAAAUUCUACGUCUUCAAAAUUAACCUAAAUCAUAAUGCAAAAACUGUGAAAAGUUGUGCAUUUAAAUUUUAAUUACGAAACAUCUAGAAAAAAUAGAUGAGGAAUCAACGAGAAAAAGAAAAAUUAAAAAAACACUUUUUUCAAGACCUAAAUCCACUAAUGCUUCGAACGAAAUUUCACCAAUGGACAAAGAAAUUCCAGUGUAAAAAUACAGCUCAAGAUGAUUUUUUUCAAAUUGAAAAUUGAAAUUUAAAAAUUUCACAAAAAUACAUAAAUAUAUACAAUCUAUGAGUGAAAUUCAAAGACUGCUUUCAAUUCUAUAUAAUGAAUAUAUAGAGAAUCAAACGACAAAAGAGAAGAAAUGCCUGUGAAUUGCCCUUUUUCGAAAAAUCUUCCACGAGAUGUUAAAAUAUUAAAUUUUAACUUAAGGAAGAAACAAUACUUUGUAAAUACGAAUGUGCUUUAUAUACUAUUUUCAAUUUUGAGAAAUGUGAGCAAAAGGUUUUUAUCAAAUUUAGAAUUAAAUAGAAAAUUAAUAAUUAUAAACAGACAAUUAAACAUAUAAUGUAACAUAUAAAAAGAA
This is a messenger RNA of Leptopilina heterotoma, 3133 nucleotides long. It is a transcript of the gene Fatp1, whose product is annotated as long-chain fatty acid transport protein 4-like. The coding region runs from base 281 to 2488 and encodes 735 amino acids. NCBI's taxonomy places the organism in Eukaryota, Metazoa, Arthropoda, Insecta, Hymenoptera, Figitidae. Gene Ontology annotation, biological process: triglyceride homeostasis. Gene Ontology annotation, molecular function: long-chain fatty acid transmembrane transporter activity; long-chain fatty acid-CoA ligase activity. The transcript has 13 exons. The record is from RefSeq and is a predicted model, not a curated record. Gene Ontology annotation, cellular component: endoplasmic reticulum.